Messenger RNA from Thunnus maccoyii (southern bluefin tuna), 1316 nucleotides. Its product is annotated as vacuolar protein sorting-associated protein 37D-like. Gene Ontology annotation, biological process: ubiquitin-dependent protein catabolic process via the multivesicular body sorting pathway; protein targeting to membrane; protein targeting to vacuole. The transcript is spliced from 4 exons. NCBI's taxonomy places the organism in Eukaryota, Metazoa, Chordata, Actinopteri, Scombriformes, Scombridae. The record is from RefSeq and is a predicted model, not a curated record. Gene Ontology annotation, cellular component: ESCRT I complex. The coding region runs from base 105 to 920 and encodes 271 amino acids.
UGAACGCAGCAUCUACAAGCUCACUGCGCCCCAGCAGGACGCAUCAGUAACGGACAGGUACCAAACUUUGACGAAGCAGUGAGCAUGCAGGGUGGAGGGUCAUCAUGUCUCUGUCGGUACAGUUUGGGGUUUUGAGGACCAGAGAGCUGCGGGAGCUGCUGGAGGACGAAGACAAAAUAAAUCACAUAGUCAAGUGCAGCGAGAAGUUUCAGGGACUGCAGAGAGCUACACAGAAGAUACUGGUUUCAAAUCAAAAACUAGCAAAAGCGAGUCUUUCACAAAAACCUAAAUUUAGAGAUGCGAAGUUGCUACUUGCAAUGAAGUACAGAGAACUUGAAAAACUUAGAAGCAUCAUCCAGGCCAAACAAGAACAGCUUGCAGAAAAAUACAGCGUUCAUUACGUUCAGCGGUGUCUCCUGAAGAAGAUAAAUCAUGAUGAGGAGGAGUGUGAGCUGCUGCUUCAGAGGUUUGUGGAGGGGGAAACGCCACUGGCAGAUUUCUUGGGCUCCUUUCUCAGCCUGCGGAAGCGGCACCACAUCAGGUUGGUUCUGGUGAAAAAACUCCAGGAGAGGACUGAACUUAAACCAGCUGAAAGACUCAGUGAGAUUCACCCUCAGCAUUUAUCCAUGGGGUUUCACCAGCAUAUCCACAAUCCCUGCCUCCCAGUCUGCAGCCUCACCACGGCUGUCGUCCUGCCCGCCUGCUGCCAUUCCCUCCCAUCUCUCCAAGUCCACACUCCUCCGUUCCUGCUGCCCUUUGGUCCCCAUGUAAACACUGCCCAAUGUCCACACCAUUUAUCACUUUGUUUUGAUAGCGAUGAGUCCCCACUUCCAGGAAAGUUCCCCAAAUGGCCAACGAGACCCGUCCGUCUUCAGCCACUGAAAGUCGAGCACAGGAGGCAUCAACAGGCACCGCAAUGAAGCUCCAGACGCAGGAUACAAGUUAAGACUUUGAUGUUGAUUAAUUGAAAAGGUAUAGAAAGAGCUGGAUAUCACUAAGUAGUGACUGAAGUGUGAACAUAGUAUUGUGUAUCAAAAACCAUCAAAUGUUUGGUCAGAUUUAGUCUUAAUAGGUUUAUUCUUUAAGUCACUGAACUAAUUUGAGUAUUUUAUUCAUUUUGAGACUUUAUUUAGUUCUUGAGUGUCUGUUUGAGUUCAGACAACAUUAAUAAACACUGAUUUGAGACAGCUGUACAUAAUGAUUUAGUUCAGAUGUAGAUAAAUCAUGUCUUUUGCCAACUCUGGUAAUAUAGUCUCUGGCUUUUGACUUGGAUUUCUCAAAUAAAUGAGCACUUUUUCUUGUGAGGACAGCAAUCC